This is a messenger RNA of Stylophora pistillata, 2031 nucleotides long. RefSeq lists its product as uncharacterized. The record is from RefSeq and is a predicted model, not a curated record. NCBI's taxonomy places the organism in Eukaryota, Metazoa, Cnidaria, Anthozoa, Scleractinia, Pocilloporidae. Gene Ontology annotation, molecular function: aspartic-type endopeptidase activity. Gene Ontology annotation, biological process: proteolysis.
AUGAAGUCCCGCAUGCGAGCCACCACACCCCUCAGAACGAGCAGCACUCAUCAUACUGUUCAUUACGUAACCAAAGGAAAUGACGAACGAAGUAAAACCCCAAGUGACAAAUGUUGGUUGUGUAAGAAUUCGACUCAUUGGCCGGAUCAGUGCCUGAAAUUUGCAGCAUUAAAUCCAGAUGAGCGUUUAAGUCCCUCCAAGGAAAAUCACGCCUGCUUUAGUUGCCUUAAAAGAGCGGGAAAAGAGCACAGAAUGUCUAACUGUAGCAGAAGAAAGCAAUGUACAGAAACUGUUCACGGUGCGCGAUGCAAAUAUUACCAUCAUCCUCUACUCCACAAGAAUACAGAUGUUAGAGCAAGCAUCUCCUCAGUCCUACAUACCCAGGAUGCACUACUCCCGAUUAUUUCGGCUGAAAUAGGAGGGCAAGGAUUAUACAAGCGUGGCAAUAUACUUCUUGACUCCGGAGCUCAGUUAACCCUGAUUCGUUCGGGGACAGCAGAAAGUCUUGGUCUUGACGGGAAGGAAGUCACAAUUACCAUCACCAAGAUAGGCGGAGAAGAAGAACAAACGAGGACGAGGGAGUUUAAGGUCCAAGUAACCUCACUGGUCAACAAGAGAAGUUUCGUUGUAAAGGCAGUUGGAAUUCCCCAAAUAAGCGAUGACAUCGCCGGAAUUUCUAAGGAGAAUGCUGCAAAGGCGUCACUUUUGACGAAAGAGAAGAUAUUUCGAGGCUCUGGUCCAGUAGACCUCCUUAUUGGAAUAGACCACGCCCGAAUGCACACAGGCGAAACGAGACAGUCAGAGCAUCUGGUGGCCAGGAAUUCACCGCUUGGAUGGGUGGUAUUUGGAACGACAGCCAGCAAAGGCCAAGAAAAAGGUAGACUAUUUUUCGUCAACUACGCCGCUCCUGUUGAUCUCUCAGAAUUUUGGUCCACCGAAUCCAUGGGGGUAUCAGCAAGAUCCAGUGAUUGCUCAAUGGACAAGCUAACUCAGCUCGAACGAGAGGAAAAGAAAAUAAUCGAAAAUUCUUGCAAGAAAGUGGGAAAUCAAUGGACGAUUCCCUAUCCGUGGAAAACAGAUCCCAAACUUCUCCCCGACAACCGGUCCCAAGCUAUGAAAAGACUAGAAGCAACAGAGCGUCGAUUAAUGAAAAAUCAAGCAAAUGCCAAGGCAUAUAACGAGGAAAUGAAAGAGAUGGAAGACAUGAAAUUCUCUAGAAAACUGACAAGAGCGGAAUUGACAAAGUACACUGGCCCUGUACAUUACAUCUCCCAUCAUGCAGUUUUGAAACCAGAGAAAAAAAGCACUCCCCUACGAAUUGUGUUCAACUCUUCCUCGGUAUAUCAAGGCCAUCGCCUAAACGACUAUUGGCUUAAAGGACCGGACCUACUGAACAACCUUUUUGGCGUCUUAAUGCGCUUUAGAGAAAAUCAAGUGGCUAUUAGUGGCGACAUCUCCAAAAUGUACCACAGAGUGCUUAUUCCGGAGCAAGACCAGCAUGUCCAUCGCUUCCUGUGGAGAGAUAUGGAAAUCGAUCGAGAGCCUGAUACCUAUGUGAAGACCGUUCUGACCUUUGGAGACAAGCCAGCGCCAGCCAUGGCACAAAUAGCCUUAAGAAAAACGGCAGAAGGAGGAACUGAAAGCCCACGUGCAGCAAAAACAUUAAAGGAAAACAGCUACAUGGACUACAUCUUGGAUUCCCUGCAGACGGUGACAGAGGCAGCACAACUGACGUCUGAAAUUGAUGAAGUGUUAACCAAAGGUGGCUUCAGAAUAAAAGAGUGGCGAUCAAAUAAAGAUUUGAAGGGCACCGGUGAACGAGAAAGGGAAGAAGUGAACGUUAUAAAGGGAUCUGGCGAAGACAAGGUCUUGGGUAUAGUAUGGAACACUGCCGAAGACUCGUUCAAGUUCAAAGUGCAAACGGAAGUCAUGAACAGCUUGAAUACAACCAAAUGGACAAAGAGAAGCAUUCUUAGUCAAAUAGCGCGAAUUUACGAUCCUGUUGGCUUUGCAGCAUCUCUUCUGGUGUGA